AAAAGGAAAGAGAAAGUGUGAUUGUUGUGACAAAGCAUAACCAUUCAAAGCCACAGCCCAACCUCCGACUGUUCAUUAUCAAAUCCGACAGUUUAUUCGCCGUUAUGUUUCCGACCGUGGGAGUCAGCGUCCCACUAUUGGGCGAGUCCGAUGGAGCGAUGCCGCCGGCGUCUGUUCCCGGAGCGGUGUUCAACGUGGCGACGAGCAUAGUCGGCGCCGGAAUCAUGUCAAUUCCGGCAAUAAUGAAGGUUCUUGGCGUGGUUCCCGCUUUCGCCAUGAUUAUCGUUGUGGCCGUGCUCGCGGAACUCUCUGUCGAGUUCCUCAUGCGUUUCACGCACUCCGGUGAAACGACGACGUACGCCGGCGUCAUGAGGGAAGCGUUCGGAUCGCCGGGAGCGUUGGCCGCGCAAGUUUGCGUCAUCAUCACCAACGUUGGGGGCUUAAUUCUUUACCUGAUCAUCAUCGGGGAUGUGCUAUCUGGAAAGCAAGAUGGAGGGGAAGUGCAUUUGGGUAUUCUGCAACAGUGGUUUGGUAUUCAUUGGUGGAAUUCUCGGGAGUUUGCUCUUCUCUUUACUUUGGUCUUCGUCAUGUUUCCAUUGGUAUUGUACAAACGUGUAGAGUCCUUGAAGUACAGUUCUGCAGUGUCAACUCUUCUUGCAGUGGCAUUUGUUGGCAUAUGUUGUGGGUUGGCUAUUUUUGCACUGGUGCAAGGAAAGACGCAGACUCCUAGAUUGUUUCCUCGUUUGGACAACCAAACCUCAUUCUUUGAUCUAUUUACUGCAGUUCCUGUUGUUGUCACAGCUUUCACAUUUCAUUUUAACGUGCAUCCAAUUGGGUUUGAGUUUGCCAAGCCAUCUCAAAUGACAACAGCAGUUCGAUUAGCAUUAUUGCUUUGUGCUGUGAUCUACAUCUCAGUAGGCCUAUUCGGGUACCUAUUAUUUGGGGAUUCAACACAAUCAGACAUUCUCAUCAAUUUUGACCAGAGUAAUGAUUCUGUGGUUGGUUCCUUGUUCAAUACUUUGAUCCGUGUAAGCUAUGCACUCCACAUCAUGCUGGUGUUUCCUCUCUUGAACUUCUCUUUGAGAUCCAACAUAGAUGAAGUUCUCUUCCCCAAUAAGCCUAUGCUAGCCACAGACAACAAAAGAUUCAUGAUCCUCACUGUGGUGCUGCUUGUAUUCUCCUACCUUGCUGCUAUAGCAAUCCCAGAUAUUUGGUACUUCUUUCAGUUUCUUGGAUCAACAUCGGCAGUGUGCCUUGCCUUCAUUUUCCCUGGCUCUAUUGUUUUACGGGAUGCAUGUGGUAUAUCAACGAAAAGGGAUAAAAUUAUUGCUCUGAUCAUGAUUAUACUUGCCGUGGUGACAAGUGUGCUUGCCAUUUCCACCAACAUAUAUAAUGCUUUUAGUAGCAAGUCAUAAAAGGUGGUUCUCUCAUUUUCUCCCCUAGUAUUAUUUUGUUUUUUUAAUUUUUAUAGAAAAAAUUAAUUGGUGAGAGUGGGUGUGGCUGGGGAGAAAGACAAUUGUAGGCGCAUUUGAUUGCUGUGAUUGUGUUACUUUUGUAUCUUGGAUGCCUCUGUUGUUUAUCAUAGAAUUCAUAUAUGAUAAUGAUGUAUUUUUGAACAGCAUUGCUUUGUAAAUUACAAUUUAUUAUUAAAGAAAUGGAUCCAAAGGUCCACCAGAUUGUGCCGUGUAAGGAUGGUAAAAGAUCGAUGAUCUCUUGGGGAACUGUUCUGAUUGUCU
Vigna unguiculata (cowpea) is the source of this 1736-nucleotide messenger RNA. Its product is annotated as amino acid transporter AVT6C-like. NCBI's taxonomy places the organism in Eukaryota, Viridiplantae, Streptophyta, Magnoliopsida, Fabales, Fabaceae. The record is from RefSeq and is a predicted model, not a curated record. Gene Ontology annotation, molecular function: L-amino acid transmembrane transporter activity. Gene Ontology annotation, biological process: amino acid transmembrane transport. Gene Ontology annotation, cellular component: membrane.